CCAUUGAAAUGGUCACACAAUUAUGUAAAAACGCGGUCGUACUGAGUGGUGGUAACGCAUUCUUAGGAGUCAAUCUUUGAUUUCUUCCCGGACCCUGCUGUUGUCAGAGCUCCAUCUAUAUAUUCAAACCUAGACUCUACACUUUCCUCAGUUUGCGUAUAUUCCGAUAUGGGGUUGCUUUAUCGUCUGUCAUGCUGUCUUCUUUGGGGGGUUUUCACAGUUGAACCUUUAUAAUCGUUGUUUAUCAACACAUAAAGUCACGACACGGUAUAUCGUUCCUCCUCCACCCUUCUUUCCCCCCUCCUUCUCUCCCGUUCGCCUCGUGUGGUCCAGUCCCACCCCUUGCCGUAUGGCAUUACCGUCCUCUACAAUACAAAGCUGUAUUCUCAGUACCUCCCCCGCUUCCUUUUGCACUGCACUCGAUCAGUCUCUGCGUCUCUGCCUACCUUCCUUGGCAUCCACUCUACCACCUCUCCAUCUGCGAACGGCUUUCACGGAUCCGAGCUCGCCCGAACCUCCCUAGAACACAUCGGGAUAUUUCUUCCUAUCUGUCGAACUCUCCCGUUUCCCCUCGGGUCGACUUGGUCACUCUGUUUCUCUGUGUCCUAAUGCUUACGAACUCGCCGAACCGAAGGAUUUCUCUCUCUUGAGCAUGAGAAGGACUGCCAACUCAUCCACAAUUCAACAUAUAAGAUUGAGCUACCAGAAUGCACACUGGAUACAUAUGCUCCAGCAAAAGUUUUCGGCCAGAAAACUAAAGCACCUUGGACCACAUAUUCCGAACACAGGGGAGAAUCAGUUUUAGGUCUCCACAUAAUGGAGCGAGAAUGAACAGAGAGCGGCUGAAAGAAAAGCAUGAACUGGAGGUUUAUUGAGGUCAUCUGCUUCCUGUUUAUAUGGGACCAUAUAACAGUUCAGUCUUCCCGCCAGGACCUGUCCGCCGCAGAUCAACAUGUCACCAAGCAGUUUGAUUGGCUCAUCUCCGACCGCGGACCUUUCCACCACUCUCGGAGUUACCUCUCCUUUGUGGAAAGAUUCCGCCAAGGAUUUACAACCAGAUAUAAAAUUUAUAGGGAGUUUGCGCGUUGGAAGGUGAGGAACACAGCCAUUGAGAGGAGGGACCUUAUCCGGAACCCCGUGCCGCUCAUGCCAGACUUCCAGCGCAGUGUCCGGUUGCUAGGGCGACGACCCUCCACUCAACAGUUCAUCGACACCAUCAUCAAGAAGUAUGGAACCCACAUCCUCAUAUCCGCCACCUUGGGAGGUGAGGAGGCAUUGACCAUGUACAUGGCCAAGAACAAGCUGGACAGAAAGUUGGUCAACGCCACUCAGAAUGUGGAGGCCCUGCACCAGCUGGCCUCCUCCUACUUCAUCGACCGAGAUGGCACCAUGAGGAAACUCCACGAGAUCCAGAUCUCCACCAACGCCAUCAAGGUGACAGAGACUCGUACGGGUCCCCUGGGAUGUAGCAGCUAUGAUAAUCUGGACUCAGUGAGCUCCGUCCUCCUGCAGAGCCCUGAGAGCAAGCUCCAUCUGCAAGGUCUCCAGGUCAUCUUUCCAGAGUACCUCCAGGAGAAGUUUGUCCAGUCGGCUCUGAGCUACAUCAUGUGUAACGGGGAGGGGGAGUACGUCUGCCAGAACAGCCAAUGUAUCUGCAUGUGUGCUGACGAGUACCCACAAUGCAACUGUCCUAUCACUGACAUCCAGAUCAUGGAGAACACCCUGCUUGGGCAGGCGGAGUCCUGGGCUACCUCUUACAAGGACUUUGAGAACUCAGAUGAGUUUAAGUCGUUCCUGAAGAGGCUGCCCUCCACCCACUUCCUGCCGGUCAGCAGUGUCCACCUCCUGUGGGGCAGUGACUGGGACCUGCAGGCCCGCUACCGCCUGCUCCAGAGCUCCCUGGAGACCCAGAGGCUCAAGAUCCAGCGCACCGCCCGCAAGCUCUUUGGCCUCAGCAUCCGCUGCCACCACAACCCCAACCACCAGAUGCCUAGGGAGAGGUCUGUGAUGCAGUGGCUGAACAGGGUCCAGUCCUUCCUCUACUGCAAUGAGAACAGUUUCUGGGGUACCUUCCUGGAGAGUCAGAGGAUGUGCGUGUGCCACACGGGUGUCACCCUAUGCCAGCGACCCAUCCCAUGUAUCAUCGGGGGCAACAACAGCUGUGCCAUGUGCAGCCUGGCCAACAUCUCUCAGUGCGGCUCCUGCAACAAGGGGUACAAGCUGUACCGAGGCCGAUGUGAGCCCCAGAACGUGGACUCAGAGCGCAGCGAGCAGUUCAUCAGCUUCGAGACCGACCUGGACUUCCAGGACCUGGAGCUCAAGUACCUGCUCCAGAAGAUGGACUCGCGCCUCUACAUCCACACCACCUUCAUAAGCAACGAGAUCCGCCUGGAGACCUUCUUCGACCCGCGGUGGCGCAAGCGCAUGUCCCUGACCCUGAAGAGCAACAAGAACCGGAUGGACUACCUCCACAUGAUCAUUGGGCUCUCCAUGAAGAUCUGCCAGAUGCGCAACAGCAGCAUCGACCCCAUGUUCUUUGUUUACGUGAACCCAUUCAGCGGCAGCCACUCAGAGGGCUGGAGCAUGCCCUUCGGCGAGCACGGCUACCCACGCUGGGAGAAGACGAGGCUGGGAAACUCCCAGUGCUUCAACUGGACCCUGCUGCUGGGCAACCGGUGGAAGACCUUCUUUGAGACGGUACACAUCUACCUACGAAGCCGUGCCAAGGUGCCCACUGGGUUGCGCAACGACACGGGCCAGGGUCCCGUGGACCUGUCCGACCCCAACAAGCGCCAGAUCUACAUCAAGAUCUCCGACAUCCAGGUGUUUGGUUACAGCCUGCGCUUCAACGCAGACCUGCUCCGCAGCGCUGUGCAGCAGGUGAACCAGUCGUACACCCAGGGGACCCAGUUUUACUCCUCCUCCUCCGUCAUGCUCUUGCUGCUGGACAUUAGGGAGCGGAUUAACCGCCUGGCCCCUCCAGUGGCACCCGGGAAACCCCAGCUGGACCUGUUUUCCUGUAUGCUGAAGCACAGGCUCAAGCUGAACAACAGCGAGAUGAUCCGGGUCAACCACGCCUUGGACAUGUACAACACAGAGAUACUGAAACAAUCAGAUCACCUGACUACCAAACUCUGCUGAGAUACAGUAAACAAACAAACAAAAAGAAGAUUAAACAGACACUACAAAUAGAACUGUUUGGGGUUAUUCCUUUUUAUUUAGUUGAUUUUUCCCCCCCCUUUUUGGACCUUUUUGUUCUGCCUUUUGAUGUAUUAUUAACAACUUUGUAAUUGUAAUUGUUAAACUGAAACUCAAAAAGGCAGUGAUGAAGCCUUUUAGUUGGAUAAAGAAGAAGAUUAAUGAAAACCACUUUAAAGACUGUACCAUAUUUUGUCCCAGCAUGUCUGUCAUUUCCUAAAAGAGCAUAAAGAGAAAAAAAUAAGAAAAACUAUUAAAUUCAUCUCCUGGUGACAAAGAGGCCUUUAUUUUAGUCUGAGGGAACAAAGGUUAUAUCUGAAACUGCCAUUCUUUACUGAGUAAAACAUUUUUAAAGAUAUAAUAAAGUUGCAUAAGGGCAGACCAGAUAUCAUCCUUUUAUUUCAGUUAAUGUGCUUAAUCAACAAACAAAAUAUUACAAACAUGUAAAAUGACAGUUUAAUACAGUAUGAAGGCAUUCAUACAUUGUAUGGGUAAAUAGCCCAGCAAGCAAAUACUCUAAGCAUUAGCUAUAUAGUCUCUUUAUAACAUUAAAAACCCAUGACAAGUCUGCAUCCCUCUCUUUGUGAAGUAAGGUUUAAGGCACGUUGUUGCUGUACUUAAAGCAUUGGCACACGACCGUGGCAGCGGAUAUUCAUUUCAUGUCAAAUAACGGAAACCAGCUGUUUAUAUAUGUGUAUACCUUUAUUUAGCUUGAUGCUUAUUGCUGUUCGUUAAUUGAAUGUGUCAUUUGAGAGUGAGUGAAUCCAGUCUAAGCUGAAACUUGUCUUUGGGCGCUACCUCCCAUGCUUGAAAUUCUACAGGCAUUUCUUAUGAGGUGGUUUCUUCUGGUGCCUGAGUGCAAUAUCGUGGUCUGAAGAUGAACAAUCAAUGCUAUUUCGUACAGCUUUGCAAAACGUACACCUUGUGACUGCUGAUGUGUCAAGCUUUUCGGCACCAAGAGCAAAUUUGAACAUCAAUCAUUCACGUACAUCUGCAACAGACACCAUAAAAGCCAUACAUUUCCCUGAGGUAAACAUAAGGCAUGGAAUGCCCUGUGAUACAUUUUUCUAAAACAUGAAAAAUGUCCCAUUCGUGUAUUUUAUGUUGUUGUUAUUUCCCCCAAAUUCAUUUCAAAUGGAGGAUAACACAGUGGACAGAGAGAGUGUAUUCUGUGGGAUUAUGGGAUGACAUUGUAAAGCCAUUGGAUUUCUAUUUCUAUUAACUAGAGUGAACCCUUAUGGGAAACGGUUAUAUAAAAGCUUCAAAUACUUCUGUUGAUUUUAAUCUGUAAAUCUACUUUCUACCAUAUGUACUUUUUUUUUUUUCAUGCCACGUUGGAUCUUAACUUUGAAUGACCAUGCAAAUCAGAUUGAACCCUCUGACAAGAGGCUGUUUAACCUUUCUAGGCAUACUUUAUCGAAAGCACUGGCAUGACAUAUGUUUAUAGCUAUACAUAGCUACAUAAUUAAACAUAGUAUCAAACAUCAUACUAUCUCAGAACUGUAAAGGACCACUACCUACAUUAUUAGUGUUAUUAGUGUCAUUAUUAUUAUUAUUAUUAUUAUUAUUAUUAUUAUUAUUAUUAUUAUUAUUAUUAUUAUUAAGUGCCUGUUACAUAUCCCUUUAACAUAUUUAGAGGAGGGAAAUUGCUCUUAGUUUAGUUACUGUAUACAGUAAAAACACAUUACCACACAAGAUAAAGACAUUCAAAAGAAUUCAGCAACUCAGACCACAUCAAUGCAGAUCUGUCCCUCAUCUCUGAGCCUGAGAUACAUGUUUUCUAGCUAAAGCCCUGCUGGUUUGUGCAUGUGGUAAAAUUACCCAUCAUCAAGAGAUUGAAGUCUCAAUUUCCUGACACUGUCUCUCCUAUGUACAUUAUAUCUGUAAAUAGCAACUUAGUGUUGGUAUAGUUAUAACAUCAAAGACUACGUAAAUCAUAGCAAUUCCAAGAGAACAAAAGAGGCCAAUAUUAAUGAGAAUACCCACAAUUACUGUUGGUGUACAUUUGCACAAAUUACAAAUACACUCCAUUCUUAAGAAUUACUUCAUUAUGAAUAUCAGCGAGGGAUGGCAAUUUCUGACGGUUUUAAUCAAAGUAUACUAUAUGAAAUAUGAGUUAGUUUUGACCACGGCAUACAUGAAACAAGCACACAUUUGCUAUAUCAGCAUAACAUCCCUGCAAUGUCGCAUAUACCCAUGGAUACAUUUGAUUGAAUAUACAACUCCUAAUAUCUUGCCUAUGUAAUUUUUGCUGUUAUGUUGAAAUCAUUAUAUCAGCUUAUUUCAAAUGAAUGUUUCAUAUAAUAAUCAAUUUCUCAUUAAAAGGCUAUAUUUAUGUGGAAUAG
Coregonus clupeaformis (lake whitefish) is the source of this 5543-nucleotide messenger RNA. RefSeq names its product BMP/retinoic acid-inducible neural-specific protein 1. NCBI's taxonomy places the organism in Eukaryota, Metazoa, Chordata, Actinopteri, Salmoniformes, Salmonidae. Bases 856 to 3141 code for a protein of 761 amino acids. Gene Ontology annotation, biological process: negative regulation of mitotic cell cycle; positive regulation of neuron differentiation. The transcript is spliced from 8 exons. The record is from RefSeq and is a predicted model, not a curated record.